Molecule: messenger RNA, 1779 nt
Organism: Knipowitschia caucasica
Lineage: Eukaryota; Metazoa; Chordata; Actinopteri; Gobiiformes; Gobiidae
Source: the annotation of a GenBank genome assembly
AUGUCAUCAUCAUCACACCUGGACCACGCCUUAAUCAGCCUGUCAUCAUCACACCUGGACCACGCCUUAAUCAGUCGGUCAUCAUCAUCACACCUGGACCACGCCUUAAUCAGCCGGUCAUCAUCAUCACACCUGGACCACGCCUUAAUCAGCCUGUCAUCAUCAUCACACCUGGACCACGCCUUAAUCAGCCUGUCAUCAUCAUCACACCUGGACCACGCCUUAAUCAGCCGGUCAUCAUCAUCACACCUGGACCACGCCUUAAUCAGCCGGUCAUCAUCAUCACACCUGGACCACGCCUUAAUCAUGUCAUCAUCAUCACACCUGGACCACGCCUUAAUCAUGUCAUCAUCAUCACACCUGGACCACGCCUUAAUCAGCCGGUCAUCAUCAUCACACCUGGACCACGCCUUAAUCAGCCUGUCAUCAUCAUCACACCUGGACCACGCCUUAAUCAUGUCAUCAUCAUCACACCUGGACCACGCCUUAAUCAUGUCAUCAUCAUCACACCUGGACCACGCCUUAAUCAUGUCAUCAUCAUCACACCUGGACCACGCCUUAAUCAGCCUGUCAUCAUCAUCACACCUGGACCACACCUUAAUCAUGUCAUCAUCAUCACACCUGGACCACGCCUUAAUCAGCCUGUCAUCAUCAUCACACCUGGACCACGCCUUAAUCAUGUCAUCAUCAUCACACCUGGACCACGCCUUAAUCAGCCUGUCAUCAUCAUCACACCUGGACCACGCCUUAAUCAUCCUGUCAUCAUCAUCACACCUGGACCACGCCUUAAUCAGCCUGUCAUCAUCAUCACACCUGGACCACGCCUUAAUCAGCCUGUCAUCAUCAUCACACCUGGACCACGCCUUAAUCAUGUCAUCAUCAUCACACCUGGACCACGCCUUAAUCAGCCUGUCAUCAUCAUCACACCUGGACCACGCCUUAAUCAUGUCAUCAUCAUCACACCUGGAUCACGCCUUAAUCAGCCUGUCAUCAUCAUCACACCUGGAUCACGCCUUAAUCAGCCUGUCAUCAUCAUCACACCUGGACCACGCCUUAAUCAUGUCAUCAUCAUCACACCUGGACCACGCCUUAAUCAUGUCAUCAUCAUCACACCUGGACCACGCCUUAAUCAUGUCAUCAUUAUCACACCUGAACCACGCCUUAAUCAUGUCAUCAUCAUCACACCUGGACCACGCCUUAAUCAUGUCAUCAUCAUCACACCUGGACCACGCCUUAAUCAGCCUGUCAUCAUCAUCACACCUGGACCACGCCUUAAUCAGCCGGUCAUCAUCAUCACACCUGGACCACGCCUUAAUCAUGUCAUCAUCAUCACACCUGGACCACGCCUUAAUCAUGUCAUCAUCAUCACACCUGGACCACGCCUUAAUCAGCCGGUCAUCAUCAUCACACCUGGACCACGCCUUAAUCAUGUCAUCAUCAUCACACCUUAAUCAUGUCAUCAUCAUCACACCUGGACCACGCCUUAAUCAUGUCAUCAUCAUCACACCUGGACCACGCCUUAAUCAUGUCAUCAUCAUCACACCUGGACCACGCCUUAAUCAUGUCAUCAUCAUCACACCUGGACCACGCCUUAAUCAUGUCAUCAUCAUCACACCUGGACCACGCCUUAAUCAUGUCAUCAUCAUCACACCUGGACCACGCCUUAAUCAGCUGUCAUCAUCAUCACACCUGGACCACGCCUUAAUCAUGUCAUCAUCAUCACACCUGGACCACGCCUUAAUCACCUGUCAUCAUCAUCACACCUGGACCACGCCUUAA